Molecule: messenger RNA, 1357 nt
Organism: Dimorphilus gyrociliatus
Lineage: Eukaryota; Metazoa; Annelida; Polychaeta; Dinophilidae
Source: the annotation of a GenBank genome assembly
CAAACUCUAAUAGGAUACCAUACUACUGUAUCGGCGUUCUGUUCAAAGCAUGGAUAUAUCCAUUUCUAAUGCAAAAGAGUAUGUCUCCGUCGACUACCCAGCUCUUAUUGAAAAUAUGGACAAGGCCCUUCUUACUUUGGGUGGAGAUGAAACUAUUACAAAGACAUACAACAGCUCUGAUAGAUUAGAGCUUCGUUUCCGACCUAAAGACACCUUCUGCAAGCCAGUUUACGGUGACCGUUCAUUAGACACAAGUCUCCUCCUAAAAGUGAGACGAAAAAAAGGAUCAAAAGAAAGCGAUGUCCAAUCAGAAAUAGUAGGAGUUGUAAACAAUUCUUACGAAUUUCGAGGUAUGGCCGAUUAUCAAUACGUUCCUGUUGAAAAGAAAAGAAAUGACUACAAAGUAAUUCAUGAUGAUGUAGUAAUGAGUGAUCUCCGAGAUAUCUCUUGGUUAAAAGAAGAAAAUAGAGCAUCAUUUAUUCCACCUGCAGUCUUUAGUCGAACGGACGUUCCACAAAAAUAUUACUAUCAAAAGGAUUUCAAAUCCAAACUUCCAACAGAUAAACCAACAAGUGAUGCUACAAGAAAACGUGAACCAGCCAUAUUCGUGAAAUUUUCAAUUGACAAAGUACCAGAUGAGACAAGUCCUGAAUUUAAAAUAUACGAAAAAGAAGAUAAAUACAAAAAAUCAUUAGAUGAACUGAAAAAGCUCUUUAAAAAACAACCAAUAUGGUGCCGAAGCGGAUUAAUUGCAAAUUGUAAUUUGUCUUUUGAACUUCUAAAGCGUUUAUUGCCUGUUGUUGCGUUCCAUUGGAUGUCUGGUCCUUGGCGAACAUUAUGGAAUCGUUUUGGGUACGAUCCACGUCAAAAUCCCGAAGCAAAACUCUACCAAACCCUGGAUUUUCGAAUAAGAAAGCAAUUAAAUGUAGAUGUCAUUCCAGCCAGAAGAACUCACCGAAAACCUAAAUCAGACUCUUACAAAUUUAGAGUUGGAUGUUUUCCCGCAUUUAAGCAAACUUAUUACCAAAUGUGCGAUGUAGAAGUUCCAGAGGUGCAACAAAUCAUUCACUCUAAUGAUGGAAAAGAAAAAAAGUGUACAGAAAGAGAUGGUUGGUGCGAAGAAGAUACAAUAGAUAAAUGCCGUGACGUACUAACAAAGCAUAUAGAAGAACUAGAAGCUGAACAAGGGGAAACGCAUUUCAAAAAUAUCCGCCCAAAGCAAAAGAAAAAGACCAGAAAACGAACGGGAAAUACUGAAAGUUCAGAGGAAACAUCUACCGAUGAAUCAGCAAUAGAAGAAAUGCAAGCCGCUAUAAACGAUUCUUCCGGAGAUGAAGUUGAAGAAAACCUAUCUUGA